AAUAUAUUCUCUCUGACUCCAGAAGUGAGCACUGAAGAUCGACUGUGACAAUGGAGACACGCAGGAUCCUCAUGAGGAGUUUGGCUGUUGCGGUGGUCAUUGCAUCUGUGAUCUGGACUACAACAGCUCAAGAUAAAAAAGUGAAGGAAUCAUGCUGCACUCAAGUCUCCACAGCCAAGCUGACCGAUCCCAUCCUCAAUAUCAGGCUGCAACAUGAAAGUCUUCCAUGUGUGAAGGCCGUCAUCUUUGAGACAGAGCGGGGAGAUUCCUGCAGUGAUCCAAGACAACCAUGGGUGAAGGAGAAAGUUAAGAAUUUCAGAGCUCAAAGAAACAAACCCUGACUUCCACACCAAAGCAAUGAGAACACAUGACAUUGAAGAAGUUACAAGUUACAAAAUUAUUUUACAAAUUUUAAAUAUAAUACAAAUUAAAAUUUUCUGUUGUAUUUAGAACAUUUGUAAUUGAAACAUAUUUCAAUUGAAUAUAUGAAAUAUUUAUGUUGUCAAAUACAUGUUGUCCAAUUUGAGAGUGAAAGUUUUUAAUUUACUAAGAAAAUGAAUUAUAGUGAGACUGUUACAGAAGUGGCUUAAAUAAAAUAUUAGUAUAUAUUAUAUUUUACACUGAAAUAUGUUUCAUUGUGUCAUUUAAGGGAAUUUUAGACUGAUUUGUGUGAGAACAGCUGCAAUUUUUUUUUCAUUUGAUGAAGCCAAUGAACAGCUGCAAUCUGGAACAACAAAAGUUCAUGUUUCUGAAUUUGUGCAAGGGGUCUUUUUAUUAAGUUUUUUAUUUACCAUCUUUAUUAUUUUCUUCACGCUAUUUUUGCUAUGCAUUGUACAUUGUACUACUGAUUAUGUAUAUUUCAUAAUCUAUAAUCAAAUUUUACAUAGCAUGAAUAAAUUGGUACGUUAUGAGUGCUAACAAUGAGAAAGUCUUUUAUCUUGUGUCUUUUUUCCAACUAUUCAUGUAUGUUUGACUUAUCCACUUAAUUCAUGCUAAUACCAAAAUAGCAUCAAGCCACAUCAUAUUAAA
Carassius gibelio (silver crucian carp) is the source of this 1029-nucleotide messenger RNA. Its product is annotated as C-C motif chemokine 24-like. The record is from RefSeq and is a predicted model, not a curated record. Gene Ontology annotation, molecular function: chemokine activity. NCBI's taxonomy places the organism in Eukaryota, Metazoa, Chordata, Actinopteri, Cypriniformes, Cyprinidae. The coding region runs from base 51 to 341 and encodes 96 amino acids. Gene Ontology annotation, biological process: immune response. Gene Ontology annotation, cellular component: extracellular region. The transcript is spliced from 4 exons.